Dromaius novaehollandiae (emu) is the source of this 1404-nucleotide messenger RNA. Its product is annotated as olfactory receptor 14A16-like. The coding region runs from base 1 to 1404 and encodes 467 amino acids. The transcript is spliced from 2 exons. Lineage: Eukaryota; Metazoa; Chordata; Aves; Casuariiformes; Dromaiidae. The record is from RefSeq and is a predicted model, not a curated record. Gene Ontology annotation, biological process: G protein-coupled receptor signaling pathway. Gene Ontology annotation, molecular function: G protein-coupled receptor activity; olfactory receptor activity; odorant binding. Gene Ontology annotation, cellular component: membrane.
AUGUCCAACAGCAGCUCCUUCGAUGAGUUCCUCCUCCGGGCAUUUGCGGACACACGGGAGCUGCAGCUCUUGCACUUCUCGCUCUUCCUUGGUGUCUACCUGGCUGCCCUCCUAGGCAAUGGUCUCAUCAUCACAGCCAUAGCCUGUGACCACCAUCUCCAUACCUCCAUGUACUUCUUCCUCCUCAGUCUCUCUGUUCUGGACCUAGGCACCAUCUCCACCACUGUCCCCAAAUCCAUGGCCAAUUCCCUGUGGGACACCAGGGCCAUUUCCUACUCAGGAUGUGCUGCCCAGGUCUUCCUGGUUGUGUUCUUGUUCACAGUAGAGUAUAUUCUUCUUACUGUCAUGGCCUAUGACCGCUUUAUUGCCAUCUGCAAACCUCUGCAUUACAGGACCAUCAUGGGCAGCAGAGCUUGUGUCAGAAUGGCAGCAGCUGUCUGGGCCAUCCACAAAGCCCCGAGGAAGCAAAUGUCCAACAGCAGCUCCUUCAACGAGUUCCUCCUCCUGGCAUUCGCCGACACCCAGGAGCUGCAGCUCUUGCAUUUCUUGCUGUUCCUGGGCAUCUACCUGGCUGCCCUCCUGGGCAACGGCCUCAUCAUCACAGCCGUAGCCUGCGACCACCACCUCCACACCCCCAUGUACUUCUUCCUCCUCAACCUCUCUCUCCUCGACCUUGGCAUCAUCUCCACCACUGUCCCCAAAUCCAUGGCCAAUUCCCUGUGGGACACCAGGGCCAUUUCCUACUCGGGAUGUGCUGCCCAGGCCUUUUUCUUCUUUUUUUUAUUUGCAACAGAGUUUCAUCUCCUCACAGUCAUGGCCUAUGACCGCUUUGUUGCCAUCUGCAGACCUCUGCACUACAGAACCCUCAUGGACAGCAGAGCUUGUGUCAAAAUGGCAGCAGCUGCCUGGGCCAGUGGUUCUCUCCAUGCUCUCCUGCACACUGCUAACACAUUUUCAAUACCACUCUGCCAAGGCAACACAGUGGACCAGUUCUUCUGUGAAGUGCCCCAGAUCCUCAAGCUCUCCUGCUCAGACGCCUACCUCAGGGAAGUGGGGCUUCUUGCGGUUGGUACCUGUUUAUCUUUGGGGUGUUUCAUUUUCAUUGUGGUGUCCUACGUGCAGAUCGUCACAGUCGUGCUGAGGAUCCCCUCUGAGCAGGGCCGGCACAAAGCCUUUUCCAUGUGCCUCCCUCACCUGGCUGUGGUCUCCCUGUUUGUCAGCACUGUCAUGUUUGCCUACCUGAAGCCCCCCUCCCUCUCCUCCCCAUCUCUGGAUCUGGUGGUGGCUGUUCUGUACUCGGUGGUGCCUCCAGCAGUGAACCCCCUCAUCUACAGCAUGAGGAACAAGGAGCUCAAGGAUGCCCUGAGGAAACUGGUUCAGUUAGUACUGUUUCAGCAGCAAUAA